GGCGCCUGCGCCCUGGGCAGCGCGGCUGGCGGAAGGUAGCGGGGUUUCGGCGUCGGCCGAUUCGCUGGGCGCGAAGCCGCCAACCCCCUUCCCUCAUCUUCCUUCACCCCCGGCACUGCAACCUUUCGCGAUGAGGCUGUGCCCACCGGCGGCGGCGGCGAGGCGAGCUUGAGAUCGCCGCCGCCGGAGCUGCCGUUGCGUCCGCCAAGAUGGCGUGUGUGCUGGAGGCGCCGCUCCGCAUGAGCGUCCUCUCGGAGGUAACGGCAAGUAGCCGCCACUAUGUUGAUAGAUUAUUUGACCUCGAUCCUCAGAAAGUCCUGCAAGGUGUCAUAUGCUCUGAGCCCUGGGUGGCCCUCCCUCCCUGCUCUCCUUUCUUUCCAAAGGACUGGAACCCACAACCUUUGGUUGCUGUAUUUGCUUCAGCAAGAAAGCUCCAGCACAGAACUGAGAACAGAAUGUGCAGUGGUCCUUGGAAGCCUUGCAAUGGGUACCGAGAAUAAUGUCAAAUCCCUACUAGACUGCCAUAUUAUCCCAGCCUUACUGCAAGGGUUACUGUCACCAGAUUUGAAGUUUAUUGAAGCUUGCUUGCGAUGUCUCCGUACCAUUUUCAUCAGUCCUGUAACUCCAGAGGAUCUACUCUACACAGAUGCUACAGUUAUCUCCCACCUCAUGGCACUGCUCAGUAGGUCUCGAUAUACACAGGAAUACAUAUGCCAGAUCUUCUCACAUUGCUGCAAAGGUCCAGAUCACCAGACAAUCUUAUUUAACUGUGGAGCUGUUCAGAACAUUGCACAUCUGUUAGUCUCCACCUCCUACAAAGUUCGAAUGCAGGCAUUGAAAUGCUUCUCAGUUCUAGCCUUUGAAAACCCACAGGUAUCAAUGACACUUGUAAAUGUGUCAGUCGAUGGAGAGUUGUUACCACAGAUCUUUGUGAAGAUGUUACAAAGGGACAAGCCUAUUGAAAUGCAGCUCACAUCAGCCAAAUGCCUUACUUCCAUGUGCAGAGCUGGAGCAAUACGGACAGACGAUUCUUGCAUCGUUCUUAAGACUCUACCAUGCUUGGUUCGAAUGUGCAGUAAGGAAAGACUGCUGGAGGAGCGAGUAGAAGGAGCAGAAACCUUGGCCUACUUGAUCGAGACAGAUGUGGAGCUCCAGAGAAUCGCCAGCAUUACCGACCACCUCAUUGUCAUGCUUGCUGACUACUUCAAGUAUCCCAGCUCAGUGAGUGCCAUCACUGACAUCAAGAGGCUUGACCAUGAUUUGAAGCAUGCCCACGAACUGCGUCAGGCUGCUUUCAAGCUCUAUGCUUCCCUGGGAGCAAAUGAUGAAGAUAUCCGAAAGAAGAUCAUUGAGACUGAAAACAUGAUGGACCGUAUCGUUAACGGCUUGUCUGAAUCCAGCAUCAAGGUGCGAUUAGCUGCAGUCAGGUGUCUGCACAGUUUGUCCCGUUCUGUACAGCAGCUCAGGACAAGUUUUCAGGAUCAUGCUGUAUGGAAACCUCUAAUGAAAGUUUUACAGAAUGCUCCAAAUGAAAUUCUUGUAGUAGCAUCUUCCACGCUAUGCAACCUUCUUCUGGAGUUCUCCCCAAGCAAGGAGCCUAUUUUAGAAUCAGGAGCCAUAGAACUUCUAUGUAGUUUGACACAGAGUGAAAACCUCGCCUUGCGAGUGAAUGGCGUUUGGGCUUUAAUGAAUAUGGCGUUUCAAGCAGAACAGAAGAUCAAAUCAGACAUCUUACGAGGCCUGAGCACAGAGCAGUUAUUUCAGUUGCUUUCUGAUUCUGAUGUAAAUGUUCUGAUGAAAACUUUGGGACUGCUCAGGAAUCUUCUCUCUACUCGCCCACACAUAGACCAUAUAAUGAGCACUCAUGGGAAGCAAAUCAUGCAAGCAGUGACGCUCAUUCUGGAAGGGGAGCACAAUAUAGAAGUGAAAGAGCAGACAUUGUGCAUACUUGCUAAUAUAGCAGAUGGAACAUCAGCAAAAGAACUGAUUAUGACCAAUGAUGACAUCCUGCAGAAAAUCAAAUACUACAUGAGUCAUUCAAAUGCUAAACUUCAGCUUGCUGCCAUGUUCUGUAUAUCUAAUCUCAUAUGGAAUGAAGAAGAAGGUUCACAAGAACGCCAAGAUAAACUACGAGACAUGGGAAUAGUAGAUAUUCUACACAAAUUGAGUCAGUCAUCAGAUCCAAAUCUGUGUGACAAGGCGAAGACAGCACUCCAGCAGUAUCUUGCAUGAUCAGAGACUAAUUGAAUCUAUGGACACCCCUCAUGUCUACUUAAGGAAUAGCAGGAGAUAUUCCUGACUCCUUAUAUUUGCACAAGUCACCUUGGGCUGCAUUUUUCUCAGGUGCAGGGAGCUGCUUUGCAGAAACAAUUUAAAUGAUCAGGUCUCCAGUGCACUUGAGAAUUUUCUUGAGGUAGUUUCUUUACUCAGAGGACUCCAGGGGGGUUGUUUUGGGUUUUUUUUGGUUGGUUUUGGGUUUUUUGGUUGAUGGUUUGGUUUAUUUUUUUUUUCUCCUGAGCUACCUGGACUUUCAGAUAGAGCAAUCAGUCACCAUUUUUGUUUUGGGCCUCCAAUUUCCUGCUUUUGCUGCAGCCUGUUGCGUGUAUGUGUGUGGGUGUGGGUAUGCUUGGGUGAAUGCGUGUGGGUGUGAGACCUCAGUUUUGGUUUUUUGGGGUUUUUUUUUUGUGUGAAAAUCUUUUUCUACAGGUUUUCAAGGGUUAACCAUUAUUUGCUGUACGAAUACUUCAAUGAAUUAUAUACAGUUUGAAUGAAAUGUUAUUUAAAAAAAAAGACAAACAAACCAAACUGUUGUAUCCCAUAGAGUUUAUUUUGAAUUUUGAACAGAUGAAUGUUUUUAAGUAAAAUAUAUGCAUUUCUGAACUUCAGCUUAACUUACAUUAUACUUCCUUUUUAAAGAGAAAAACAGAGGGAGACAGUAACCCCCGAGUCAUAAGCAGCACAUUCUGUAUUGACAAAAGGUCCAAGAGGUGUUUUUUUCUUGCUGGCAUACAAGGUCACUUGGUACUGAUGAUAUGUUCAAACCCAUGGAAUAGGUGAACUGGACUGUUUGGAGUUUCUUUAGGUGUUUAGAAGGAAAGCUCAUACCUGAGAGCUAGCAUGACUGUUGACUUCUAGAAAGGAACAGGUGGCUGCAGUAUCAGCAGGCAUAAGCUAUUGCAUUAGUAGCCAAGAACUUGCUCAUAGUUGCUGAAGAAUUAACUUUAUCUCACUGGUGAUAAAUACUUGCUGGUCACUAAUCUCAAUAGAGCAAAGAGUAUGUUGCAGAAGUUACACUUUGAGGAGACCAGAAGGAGCUGGCAAGCAGUGAUUGGGGGGGGAUUGCUUUGGGUUUGCAUCCUUUACUUGCAAAUAUAGAGAAGUGACUUACAAAUGAUUUCCAUGAAAGUUCAGCUGGGUGCGUUAAGCUGGGGAAGGUGUGGAAAAAUUGGGGGAUUGGUUUGGUGGUUUGGGGAUGUUUUUGCUCAGUAAUGUUGCUACAGAUUUUGUGUAUAUGUGCAGAUAUACACACUUGCAUGAACUGGGAUAUCUGGAUAAUAAGCAAUGGCAUUUUAAUGCGUUCAGAAACAUAGAUUGUCCAUUAGUUCCUGAAAUUGUGCCUGUAAGUGUAGAGAGAAGAACAGGAGUACAGACAACUGUGUAAAGUUAGGCUGGAAUAUGAGUCCUCAGUGGCUUCACAGUCAGAUAUGCACAGCAAGGAGAUCUCCUUCAUGAAGUUCAGGGUUCUUGCUUUAUUUCAAUGUCUGCUUUCUGAUUUCAGUUUAGGUGAUAGUUUUCAUAGUUAGAAUCUCCAAACACUAUAUUUACAUAGCACACUAACAGGCAUGCUAAAGAUUGCAGCCAAUGUCUUAAACCAAAUCUUUGUUACAUUGAACUUCAGGAAGGCUGCAGCAAGAAGAGAGGUCUGUAACUCUGCUAACCAAUUCUGAUAAGUACCUUAAUCUUUUCUUUCUCAUCAGAAGGUCAAAUUGUGACAGCCUUACUUUUUUCCAAGGUAAUGACUUGUUUCAGAAAAUGUGACCAGUUUGGCCUGGAAUUGGAAUGUGCUGUGUAUCAGAUAACUGUUAUCACUUGGUUGCAAAGGAGAACAUCUACAUUUCAUGUAGCUUUUUCCACUCUUGAAAGACAAAUAAAAGUGAGCACCUGACACUUUUUCCCCUAGGCAUUGCAGUAAGUGACUGGCAUUUUUUGAUGUCCUCCUGCAAAAUUUUCACGUUGGACUUUGGGGGCUGAACAAGGGGAAAGCAAAAAUAUGUGAGAACUUGAUAACUAUCAGUACCUCAGAAGAGAAACCUUAUGUAUAAAAUACAAUCAAAUUUAUUUUUCACUUGAAGUUGGAAAAAAAAGUUCUGAGGCAGAUGUUGUAAAUGCAGAACUGUACAGCGCGCACCUGACUUCCAAAUUUGCACUCCUGACAGGUAUGUUUAGAAGCUCAAGUUCUUACAUAUCUCUUCUCACCCUUCCCCAGUUCAUGCUUCUAAAAGCCAAUCUAAGUUUGAUUCUCUAAAGCUUUGGGGCCUAAAGGUGUUCAGAGGAAAAAAGGUAAGGAUCUGUGUAGGUCUUUUCAGGUGGUUUCUUAAAUUGUUGCCAGAGAAACUAAGUAACAAUGCUCAGACAAUCUUGCUGCUGCAUGAGAACAGUUGACAUUUUCCACAGGUAUUGACAGGACAAACUGUUGGAUGAGAACAUUUUUUACAUUCAGUUAAGCUUUGUGAAUAAUUUUUGAUGUUGCUACAGGUAUGUACAAAAAGAAGCAUACUGUAAAUAAAAAGAACUUUACCAGAACACUUAGGUUUUUCUCAGCUUCAUGGAGAAAUCUCAGCUUUCUCUGCCAGCUUCUCUACAGACUGAGAUUCAGAGUGGGAACAAAUUUGUUUGCCUUUACCAACUCUAGGUUAGCAGUGUCCCAAGAAUUACUGGGUUGCUUGCAGAACCAAAGCAAAUGCAGAGGUUGUGUGGACAUAAGACUACUCUUCAGGAUUUCUGCUCUUGUGACAGUCCUAUUGAAUUCUGGUAAGUGUGUCUACUCUUCCUGUCUAGGUCCAGGGAUGGUAGCCUUUCUCUCAAAGGUUGUGUGUGUCAGAAAAGUGAAUAGCUCUGCGUGAAGUUUGGUGUGAUAAUUGCCAGACAGCUGGUGCACUUGGGUGAUCUCUACUGCUUCCAGCACAUAUUUGCAGUAGUCUCUCUCACACUCAAAGUCAAAUGAAACUUGGCAUUCCAAGAGCAGGUUUGCAUUGCAAUAGUGAAGAAAGCCAGGUGACCUGCUUAGAAACAUCUUGUGCCAGGAUCUUCUCAAGGCAAACAUCUGUCUGCUUUUUAAUGUAUUUUUACAGACUUUAACCAUUACAGUAGAUGCUGCACCUCUGUGAAACUGCUCAAGCAGUGACACGAGAGGCAGAGGAACAACUGAGGUGCAUGAGGUACGUUCUUGAAAGCUAGAGAAUGAGUUUAACAAGGCUGGCAUGGCAAUCUGAAAAUGGAACCACAGUUUUAUGUGUUGUAAACAAGCAAAAUUUCAGUGGUGGUUAAAAACAUCUGGAAGCUUACUUAUACAACAGGAGACAGAUGCUGGAUGAACCCAAGGCUGUGGUUUGCUCUGAUCUUUGUCCCUACCAAGCCUCAGCCCCACCAUGUCCUCAGGAGGCAACGGACGGUGUCCCCUUCAGAUGGCCAGGGGCAGUGGGGCAGUGGAUGUGCCCAAAACCCAAAUCCUCAACCAAGAGAGACUUCCACCAGCUGAAGCAGCAGGCCAUCAGAUAUGUGCCACAUGAACAGAAGCGCCUCUAAGGUCUGCACAUGGAGCAAUGGAAUGGAAAUGGACAGGGGAAGCAUUGCUGCCCCAGUGGGCACUGCCCUGAGGAGUGCUGGUCUUAGGCACUGUGCUCUCACUGCAGAUAAGAGAAUAAAACCAACUUAAGCUGU
Molecule: messenger RNA, 5940 nt
Organism: Pogoniulus pusillus (Red-fronted tinkerbird)
Lineage: Eukaryota; Metazoa; Chordata; Aves; Piciformes; Lybiidae
Gene: ARMC8
Product: armadillo repeat containing 8
Exons: 22
Coding region: 280-2232 (650 amino acids)
Biological process (GO): proteasome-mediated ubiquitin-dependent protein catabolic process
Cellular component (GO): GID complex
Molecular function (GO): protein binding
Source: RefSeq, a predicted model, not a curated record